UAUAACUAUGGCGGGUCAUGGCUUUUAAAGGCCUCCAUUCCUAUUUCCUAUCUCUCUGAGUUAUUUUAUUGAAGCGCACUCAACGUUCUCCAUUGAAGCGUUCUCCGUUGAAUCUAAUUAUUGUAUACCCCAUUGAAGCAGCUUCUAAGGGCGGCCGCCCCUCCUGCCCUGCCUGGAAUGAAUAAAGGAGGUGGUGGAGGUGGACCUACAGCCACUGCUGCUGCUGCAGCCACACAGAAGCAGAAGGCUCUUUUGCAGAGAGUUGAAACUGAUGUUUCCAAUCUUGUUGACAAUUUCACUGUUCUUGUCAAUGUUUCCCGGGUAAAUGAUCCACCCGUCAGAAAUCAACAAGAAGCUUUCAUGAUGGAAGUGCGUGCAGCCAGGAUGAACUACAUUCGCAAGCAUGUCGGGCAAUGCAGAGGGUUUGCAGCCUACAAUCUCAGGGACCCAGUUACAGUCCAAGCAGCCGACUCAUUGUUAAAGUUGGUGUCAGAAUUGAAGCAGACUGCUAUCUUUUCUGGAUUUGCAUCGCUCAAUGACCAUGUAGAACAACGUAUUGGCGAAUUCAAUAAGCUGACAGAAAAAACAGACGUUACUUUGGGUAGAGUUGGGGAAGAGGCAGCAGCUAGUCUCAAAGAACUUGAAUCUCAUUUCUAUUCUUCUUCAGAGAAGGCCUGCGCAGCUAGCCAACCUUCAUCACCUUGAGGUGUGCAGUCUAAUCUAUCUGACUGUUAAAAAGAUGUUUAGAUAUAUGUAAAACUUGAUUUCUAUUAUUUGAUUGUCUUUCGGGUGAUUUAAGGUACAACACUCCACAGUUUUAACUAGGUUUUUUCAAAGGUCGUUUGGGUGGGGGCUAUUUGUAAUGUAGACUAUGUAGCUGUCGAUAUCAAGCUAGCAGAUACUUAGAGCCCCCUGUCGUGUAUAUGCAGUGAUCGAGAACAAGUCUAGGUUUGUCUGCAGAAGAGAAUUAUUGCUAUGUAGGAUCUUGCAAAAUUCAUUCCAAGAGUUGUUUCGGAAUACUAUUUUCUCUUGAAUUUUAACAAGAGAUUAUAUAUAUGGUUAUGUGCAUUGGAGAUUGUGAAAAAA
Messenger RNA from Chenopodium quinoa (quinoa), 1086 nucleotides. RefSeq names its product mediator of RNA polymerase II transcription subunit 22a-like. The coding region runs from base 178 to 705 and encodes 175 amino acids. NCBI's taxonomy places the organism in Eukaryota, Viridiplantae, Streptophyta, Magnoliopsida, Caryophyllales, Amaranthaceae. The transcript has 5 exons. Gene Ontology annotation, biological process: regulation of transcription by RNA polymerase II. Gene Ontology annotation, cellular component: mediator complex. The record is from RefSeq and is a predicted model, not a curated record. Gene Ontology annotation, molecular function: transcription coregulator activity.